UUUUUUUGAUAUCUGUGAGUGUUUAAGUCAACUUGCUCAAUUUCUUCUAAAUUCUUARGUAUGAACRGAAAUGUUUGUAAGUAGCCACUUUGGUGGUGACUGGUGUAAGGUUCCUUAUAUAUUGUUUUCUAUAUCACUUUGUUUUAAUUGAAAUCCUGUUUAUUAUUUUUGGUUGACACGUGCUUGACCACUAUACAUGUAUUUUGAAGUGCUUAGACUCUGAAGUGUAUGCUUAUGUGUAGUUGAAGUUUAGAGUUAGUUGUCUACUUGUCUUAACUCUUACCUGCGGUUGAUUGUUGAAUGUAUGAAUAAAAAUGGUACUGUGGCCAUCUAAUUUAGAAUACACGUUACUCUAGUAGUUUCUUUUAUUACCGCAAUGAACGAGCAUCCAGUGGAGAGAAAACCUGUUUACUCUGAGAAAUAGAUUCUUGCAUGGAUGUACAAUAUAUUUGUAGCUCCGAACUAGAAGAASAUGUAUUUUGCUUGUGACCAAAGAAGUGGCUGAACAAUUCUUUUCAAUGCUUAGUCUCGUAGUUGCAUAUGUGUAUCAGUACUUUUGAAAUUACUUCAUGGYUUUUGAUGGCUACUUGGUGACACAUCUCAUCGUUAUYAGCUCCAUAAUGUCAGUUAAAUUUCCCUUAAAAAUGGCCAAAAAARAUAUUAUGUUUCACUUUCUUGCUUAGUCAAAAGCUGGGGCUCUGAAGUGAAAUACAUGACCUUAUUUGGAUAUUGUGGUGGCAAUAAGAUGGCUCCAUUAUUUUGAUUCCAAUUGAAUUCAAAAUAGUUCUUCAUAUAGAAUUAGUGAUUAAUGGAUUUAAGUAUCAAGUGACUCUUAAUCAUGGAACUCUAAUGUGAGUUAAAUAUGUGACUUGUUGUUAUUAGUCCUAAGAGGUCUAGGAGGGACAGGAAACCAUUAGAGGAGAAGUUAUCCAGAAACUCUAGUUCUCACGUUGAUGAUAAUAAAGAUCGGGAUCAGAAGCAUGAGCUUCGUCRCAGAGGGCAAAAUSUGAUACCCCAUGAGUCUUCAUUAGCACUUGAUUCUAAGCCAGAAGGUGGGGUUGUUAGCAAAGAGGCAAACAAGAACAGUGAUGGGGGGAGGGAUGGAGGGACUAAACAUUCAUUGAAUCCCACUGAAGUAUCUCGAGUGCGAUCUUAUUUUCAGCCCUGUGCCUUCAAGUGCAUCCGUGUAUAUAACUUCUUAGGCUUGCCUGUGCAUGUCUUAUAACAGCAYGAGGAACGUGGUAAUGCCGGGCAAGUUGGUCGAAGCUUUGGUCGGAGUGCAACUAGUGAGCGUGGUUGGUGGAAGGAUUCGAAGGAUGAGGAUAACGAUAGGGCACCUGGAAAGACAGCAACUUAUAAUUCACAGCAAAGAGAUGAGAUGCCACAAAGGGAGGAUAAUCACACGAGGCAUCRUGAUGGAUCCUCGAAAGUGGAGGUUGAUGCACCCACUCCUGCUCGGAAAAGGCCUGCAUUUAGGGAAAAGAAGAUUGCAGUAGACAGUGAAAAUKUUGACAAAGCGGCUGUGGCAUCAGAGACUAAGAAAUCGAGUGAUCCACACCAUCCUGAGGACGGAAGGGAACGGAGAGAGGAAAGAGGCCGCGACACACGUUAUUCUGAGAAACUUAAUAAGCAUGUCACUGGAGACAUGGGUGCCAAAAGGGAUGAGAUAAAGAGAGGUGGCUACCCAGUGAGAGAAAGGUAUGGGAAUGGAGGUGGUGGGAACUACAGGGGAAGAGACAGAUUCGGCGGGAGGCAAGGAUAUCGAGCGGGAGCGGGUGGUACUCGUGUAGAGAAAUGGAAGCAYGACCUGUUUCACGAGGCUAACCGGAGUCCAACUCCGAAGAAUGAAGAGGACCAAAUUGCCAAGGUUGAAGCUCUCCUCGCUUCUUAGGAUGGAAUUAGCCAAUGAUGAUGAUGAUGCACUCUGAUUUUGUUGAGUCUAGUGAAUAUGAAUUGACAGAAGCAUUUGAAAUGAUGUAGCUUGUGUUUUUCUGAAACUCCUCUUCUCCUUUUGCUUCUUUUUGUUUGUUACAACUCAAUGUAAUUGAAUUGCCCAAUUCUAUCAAUCCAAACUAAUGUAUUUUCAUGAGA
Messenger RNA from Momordica charantia (bitter melon), 2091 nucleotides. Lineage: Eukaryota; Viridiplantae; Streptophyta; Magnoliopsida; Cucurbitales; Cucurbitaceae. The record is from RefSeq and is a predicted model, not a curated record.